Messenger RNA from Cyprinus carpio (common carp), 1390 nucleotides. RefSeq lists its product as uncharacterized. Gene Ontology annotation, biological process: regulation of toll-like receptor signaling pathway. The record is from RefSeq and is a predicted model, not a curated record. Lineage: Eukaryota; Metazoa; Chordata; Actinopteri; Cypriniformes; Cyprinidae.
UUCCUCUGUUGCUACCCAGACCAGAGACGCCAGACCAGAGAAAACAUAUCAGCUAUCGACAGAUAUAGAUAGACAGAUAGAUACAUACAUACAUACAUACAUAGAUACAUAGAUAGACAGACAAAUAGACAUAGACAGAUGAAAGAACUACAUGAAAGUGUCACUAUACAUUAGACAUUGCUGGGUAUCACUCUUGAAAUUUCCGUUUCUGCAGCCAUAGGCCUACAAAAAGGAAUCCCAUUCUAAAACAUUUGCUUGAGCUGUGUUUCUCUGUGUAAGUGGCUAUCAUGCUUGGAGAAGCUUUCCUUCAUGUUCUGAACUGCACAGAAGACACCACAGAUCAUGAUGGACACGUUCGCACACACUUACCCACCCCCACGGUCCGUCCUGACCCCUGCACGACAAACGCCACUGCCAGAUCACCACUGACACCACGAACUGUGAGAGUUGGCAUGCCUGAAGGCCUGGAAAAGCCAGGACAGUGCCGAGCUUCUGCACCCAGCAAUGCUAUGCCCAUUCUCAGCUGUAGCGGGGAGGAUCACUUGGGCAUGAAUCUGUAUUGCUCCUGGUGCUGUCCCAGCUUCUGCAAGAACUAUCCGGACCUCCGGCUUGCAGGUGAUCGGCUUGAGCACUGCAGUCCUCAUAACCCAGACCUGCUCAACCCACUGGAUGACGGGCCACUGCUGCAAUCUCAGGACCUGAGCUCUCUGGAACCCUCUCUGGAACCAGGUCAACAGGCAGAGGCUGCGACCCAGCAGGAUGAGGAGUAUCUUGUCAUGGAGAGCGUUCAGGGGCUUGGCUGGGAGAAAAGGCUCACUAACUCCAUGUUGAACGGCUAUCUGGAAGUCCAAAUGCUGGAGGUGUUUUGUCAGCACAUGCAAAACAUGGCAUGCUACGGAUCAUCAUUGCUGGGCACUGACGUUAUGCCGGCACUGGUGCCCACCAUCCUGACUGUAGCCAAAGAACAGACACUCAGUCAUGUAGAAGAGCUGGAUUCUUCAUCCAAAAACGUUGUGCAAUAUUUAAGCACUUGUUCAGCUCCAGCAACCUCCCAUUUCAGCUCACCUGUGCUGCGUAUCUCAGAAGCUGAGUAACCAACCUCAUCAACACACACAGCUCCUGCCCUCAUAACCUUUUUUUUUUUGGGCAGGAGACAGGAGUCUUUUGACCAAUACACAAAUAUUUAAAGUUAUCUGUGUUUUUUAGAAUUUUUUGUAUGCAAUACUGAUUGCAUUUGUGGCAUGUUGAAAAAAAAAAACACUUUUAAAGCAAAAAAAUUAAUUUCAGUAAAUAAUUCCAAAAAGUACAAAAGGCAAGGCAAUGAACAUUAACAUACACAAUGUUUCAAAGUAUAGCCAUAUGAUUAAAAUAAAUAUAUGUGUUAGCAUGA